AUGAGACGUGCUUCUCGACGUCGAGUAUCUUAUGUUAUUACUCAUAAUAAAGAUGACCAUGGUCAUCUUUUAGGUAUUAAUUCUUUGGCUUUAGACACAACGACACUUAAUCCAGAGACUGGAAAACCAGAGGGAAUUCUUUACUCUGCUGGGCGUGAUGGUGUAAUAGCAUCUUGGGACUUGCACUUACCAUUUCGAGAUAAAAAGAAUAAGAAUAUCAAUGGAUCAAUUCAUAAAAGUAUUGAAAGCUUUAAUGAAAUUAAUGACAUGGGUGAUAUGCUUAAAAAAAAUUGGGAAAUCGAUGAUGUUGAUCUUACUUCACAAUCUCCUCCUCCUUCAACAUUUCGUCAAUCUUUCCAAAGCCAUACCGAUUGGGUCAAUGACAUAAUACUUUGUCAUAAUUGUGAAUCAU
This is a messenger RNA of Scutellospora calospora, 412 nucleotides long. NCBI's taxonomy places the organism in Eukaryota, Fungi, Glomeromycota, Glomeromycetes, Diversisporales, Gigasporaceae. The record is from the annotation of a GenBank genome assembly.